Gastrolobium bilobum is the source of this 1968-nucleotide messenger RNA. Its product is annotated as 3-oxoacyl-[acyl-carrier-protein] synthase I, chloroplastic. The record is from RefSeq and is a predicted model, not a curated record. NCBI's taxonomy places the organism in Eukaryota, Viridiplantae, Streptophyta, Magnoliopsida, Fabales, Fabaceae. Gene Ontology annotation, biological process: fatty acid biosynthetic process. Gene Ontology annotation, molecular function: 3-oxoacyl-[acyl-carrier-protein] synthase activity. The coding region runs from base 203 to 1612 and encodes 469 amino acids. The transcript has 7 exons.
UUAUGGCAUUUCCAAGGCCAUGAGCAUUGUUAUCAUCGUUUGCUUUGCUAUAUCACACAAGAGAUUGAUAAUUAACAAACACAAACAUUACCUGAAAAGUGAAAACUAAGAUUAAACUCAACAAAAGUGAUUUUCUUCUCUCUCUCUCUUUCUCUUUUUCCUUCGUUACCAGUUACAGUACCUCGCACUCUCCGCCAUCACCAUGCAAGCACUUCACACACCGGCCAUUUCCCUUCGCGCUUCUCCGUUGGACUCACUUCGCAAAUCCGGCAAUGGCAGGAAAAGAGGCACCGGCAGCAACAGCAGGAGAGUCUCUUUCGUAUCGGCGAGCGUGGUCUCCGCCGCGCCGCAGAGGCAGAAGGACCCGAAGAAGCGCGUGGUGAUCACGGGCAUGGGUCUCGCGUCUGUGUUUGGAAACGACGUCGACGGUUACUACGAGAAGCUUCUCGCGGGUGAGAGUGGGAUCACCCUAAUCGACCGGUUCGAUGCGUCCAAGUUCCCGACCCGGUUCGGCGGCCAGAUCCGCGGGUUCAACGCCCAAGGCUACAUCGACGGAAAAAACGAUCGGAGGCUCGACGAUUGCCUCCGAUACUGCAUUGUCGCCGGCAAGAAGGCCCUCGAGCAUGCUGACCUCGCCGCCGAUAAGCUUUCUAAGAUCGAUAAGGAACGGGCUGGGGUUCUUGUUGGGUCAGGGAUGGGUGGUCUUACUGUGUUUUCUGAUGGUGUUCAGGCUCUAAUUGAGAAAGGAUAUAGAAAAAUAACACCUUUUUUCAUUCCUUAUGCUAUUACUAAUAUGGGUUCGGCACUGCUUGGGAUUGAUCUUGGUUUCAUGGGUCCAAAUUAUUCUAUAUCAACUGCUUGUGCUACCUCCAAUUAUUGCUUUUAUGCUGCUGCAAACCAUAUCCGUAGGGGGGAGGCUGAUUUGAUGAUAGCAGGUGGGACUGAAGCUGCUAUCAUUCCAAUUGGGCUAGGGGGUUUUGUUGCAUGCAGGGCUCUUUCUCAGAGAAAUGAUGACCCAAAAACUGCUUCCAGGCCAUGGGACAAAGGCCGAGAUGGCUUUGUCAUGGGUGAAGGUUCUGGGGUUCUGGUAAUGGAGAGCCUGGAACAUGCCAUGAAGCGAGGUGCACCUAUUAUUGCUGAAUAUUUGGGAGGUGCUGUUAACUGUGAUGCUUAUCACAUGACUGAUCCAAGAUCUGAUGGACUUGGUGUGUCUUCAUGCAUUCAAAGCAGCCUCGAAGAUGCUGGUGUGUCACCUGAAGAGGUCAACUACAUAAAUGCACAUGCAACUUCCACUCUUGCUGGUGACUUGGCAGAGAUUAAUGCUAUCAAGAAGGUUUUCAAGAACACUUCUGGCAUCAAAAUUAAUGCCACCAAGUCUAUGAUAGGUCACUGCCUUGGUGCAGCUGGGGGUUUGGAAGCCAUUGCCACAGUGAAAGCCAUAACAACAGGAUGGCUGCAUCCUUCAAUCAAUCAAUUCAAUCCCGAACCUGCAGUUGAUUUUGAUACAGUGGCAAAUGUCAAGCAGAAGCAUGAAGUUAAUGUUGGCAUUUCAAAUUCAUUUGGAUUUGGUGGACACAACUCUGUCGUGGCAUUUUCUGCUUUCAGGCCCUGAUUUCCCAGCUUCUCUGCACUUCAUGUAGAACAACAGUCUUAGUUAAUUGAAAUUUUGUUCUCUCUACAUCAUUGAGUCUAUUUAUUUUAUUUGAGUCCAUGAUAUAUAAAAGCUGUCGGUCAGUAGUAGUGCAUUUUGUGCUAAUUUUGACUUGACAGUUAGCUUGAACAAUUAUUUUCUGUAGAACUUUUUGAUUAUUGCUCGAAGAUUUAAUUGGUUUGGAGAUAUACAGCGGAUAGAAAUUGUCAAGAGGGCUAGUCUCAAGCAUUCUUCUAAUUGUUAAGUAAAGAUGAUUAUUAUCAGGCAUGUCUCUAUGAUACUUGCUUAUUGCUUAUUAUCAGGCAUGUCUAUUUGAA